Messenger RNA from Helianthus annuus (common sunflower), 4083 nucleotides. RefSeq lists its product as uncharacterized. The record is from RefSeq and is a predicted model, not a curated record. The transcript is spliced from 5 exons. NCBI's taxonomy places the organism in Eukaryota, Viridiplantae, Streptophyta, Magnoliopsida, Asterales, Asteraceae. The coding region runs from base 327 to 3908 and encodes 1193 amino acids. Gene Ontology annotation, biological process: DNA transposition. Gene Ontology annotation, molecular function: DNA binding; transposase activity; zinc ion binding.
UUUUCACCUAUAGUCCCCAAGUUUCUAAAACUACCUGAAUAGUCCCCAAGUUUUCGAUUUUUGUUCCCGGAUAGUCCCUGGGUCUAACUUCAGUUACUUUUCUCUGUUAAGUGACCCCAUGUGCAUAUCACGUGAGGGGUAUUUUGGUCAGUUUACUUGUGCCUAACAUAUAAAAGUAUACCUGCACCCCUACUCCCUCAUUGUCAGUUGUUUUCCCUCCCUCCCUUAGUCGAAUCCGGCUCAUCAUCUUCCCCUAAUCUCUUCACCCCAGGUAAACCCUAAAUCUGAUCGAUCGAUCAUCUGAUCAUCAGAAUCUUCCCACGAAAAUGAAGGACGACGAUCCUCAACAUCCAAACAACAACCGUCAGUGGAAUUUCCGGUCCAAUUCUGAGUAUGUGAAGCCGUUUGUACCAGAGACUGUUUACGAUGGUUUUGAGAACUUUUUCAGCAUAAAACUUCUUUAUGGUGGUGUGUUUACUCCGUCACCAGGAAGAAAAUACGCUUUUGGCAAAGCUGCUUAUGUUGACUACUGCAACAUUGAGGAAUUUUCAGUGCAUGAAAUCGAUUGGAUGGUGAGAGAUCUUCAACUAUAUGUUCCUGAUGUGAAGUUCUAUUACCAUUUUAAGAUUCCUGAGUUAGAUUUAGAUGUUGGAUUAUGUCCUUUAGGUAAUGAUGGUGAUGUUAGGCUUUUGGCCAAAUAUGUUGCAAAAAACAAACUUAUUAAGGUGUUUAUAGAACAUGGUGAAACCAAGGUUAAAAAUUACUUUAGUCCGACACAAUCGUCGAAGGUGGUUAUUCAAGAAUUAGAGAAUGAGGGGGGUGCUGUUAAUACCAUUCAAAGGCCUAGAAGAAAGAAACUUAGGGUAUCAAAAAAUCUGUUACUUCAAUGGAAAGAUGUAACUGAUGUAGAAGGUUCAGAGGCUGCUGAUAAGGUAAUUAAUGAUGUAACUGAUGUUGAAGAGGGUAACACAGGUGGUGUAGAGACUGUUAAUGCAGAGGGUAACACAGGUGGUGUAGAGGCUGUUGAUAAGUUAAGUAAUGAAGUUGUAAAUGAAGGUGUAACUAAUGAAGAUGUAGAGGCUAAUGUAGGUGGUGUAGAGGCCAAUGUAGGUGGUGUAGAGGCCAAUGUAGGUGGUGUAGAGGUUAAUGUAGGUGGUGUAGAGGUUAAUGUAGGUGGUGUAGAGGUUAAUGUAGGUGGUGUAGAGGCUAAUGUAGGUGUGGAGAAUGCAUCGUUCCAUAACAGUUUUAGCUAUGAUUUUGACAAUGCAAAUUUCUCAACUGAUUUUCCAAUAGAUGGUGUGUCUAGGCAAGCUGAGGGUGAUGAGUCUGAGGUUGGUCAGUCUAAGCAAGCUGAGGGUGGUGAGUCUGAGGUUGGUCAGUCUAGGCAAGCUGAGGGUGGUGAGUCUGAGCAUGUUGAGGGUGUUGAGGCAAGUGAUGGUGCUGAGGCUGAUGAUGAAUCAACUGAGGGUGAUGAUUCAGAUGACAGUGACUUUGUAGAGGGGUUAGAGAGUAUGGAUGAGGCUGAGUAUGACAUGAUGGACUACCAUGCAAAUGUUGACAGGGGUGUGGAGUUUAUGGGAGCUGAAGUAGAGUCUGUUGGCAACCAUGAUGUGGAUACCAGUGAUGACUUAUUAGAUGAUGAAAAUCUAAGUUAUGAGUCUUUUGACAGUUUGACUGAUGAGGAAAUGGAAGAUUUCGAAACUAGGAGAAGUUUGAAAUUAAGAGAGUUGAGGAGGAAAAAGAGGGUUGCACAAUCAACAUCCCAAGUGACCUUUUAUGUGGGUCAGUUGUUUCCAACAGCCAAAGCGGCAAAAGACAAGAUAAACAAACAUGCAAUUGAAACAAGGAGGUCACUGUCUUUUCUGAGAAAUGAUAAAAGAAGAAUUAGGGUGGUUUGUGAGGGUAGAUGUCCAAUAUUCACAUGUGGGCCAAAUCAAACUGGGCCCAGCCAAAGUGGGCCUGGUAUCCAUAUACAAUCUGCAAGUGGGCCUGGUAUCCAAAAAGGCAAGGAAUCUUCUGCAAGUGGGACAAAAAAGGGGUUUAAAAAGGGAUUGGUAGAAUGCAAUGAUAAAAGGAAGGGUAGGUUAAAUAGUGUUGAUUGUCCUUGGGUUUUGUACUUGUCUAGAUUGAGUGAUGAAGAUGAGACUUGGGUGGUAAAGACUUACCAACCGGAUCACAAGUGUCUCACAUCCAGAAAAAUACAGCCUUUCACUUCUACCUUCUUGGCUAAACAAGAGUUUGUGAUGAAUCAGAUUGCAGCCAACCCUAAUAUUUCAGUAAGUAGGCUACAAGAAGAGCUUGGGAGGAAGUAUGAGCUGUCUGUGACAAAAAUGAAGGCUUUCAGGACAAAGCUCAAGGCCACCAAAAAGAUUGAAGGGGACUUCAAAGUUCAGUAUGCAAGCCUCAGGGACUAUGUCAUGGAACUGCACAGGACCAAUCCAGGUACAACAGUUAAAUUUGUUGUUGAGCCUGAGUGUAACCCACAUGCACCCACAAGGAUCUUCAAGAGGAUUUACAUUUGUUUGGGACCACUGAAAGAAGGGUUUAAAGAGUGUAGGAGGGAACUGUUGGGGUUAGAUGGGGCAUUUAUGAAAGGCCCCUACCCUGGUCAGAUGCUAACAGCAGUUGGUUUAGAUCCCAACAAUGGCAUUUAUCCUUUAGCUUAUGGAAUUGUUGAGGCUGAGAACAAAGACUCCUGGAUCUGGUUCCUACAGUGUAUUAAAGAUGACUUGGAUCUUCCAGAUAAUGCAAAUUUCACCUUCAUUUCUGACAGGCAAAAGGGAAUAAUACCAGCCAUAAGUCAGGUAUUUCCAGCAGCUGAGCAUAGAUUUUGUGCAAGGCAUAUUUGGCAGAACAUGAAACUUCAAUGGAGAGGAGAUGCCUUCAAGGAUUGUCUUCAAAAUGCAUCCAAAGCUUAUACAGUUCCAGAUUUUGAAGCAAAAAUGGAGGAGUUGAGGUUGUACAACAUUGAAGCUUAUAAUUGGUUGGCAAGUAUUCCACCCAUUCACUGGAGCAGGUCUCAUUUUACAGGUAGGGCACAAUCUGAUGUGGUGCUGAACAACAUGUGUGAAGUCUUGAAUGCAAGGACAGUCAAUGGUCGAGACAAGCCUAUAAUUUCUGCUUUGGAGUUUGUCAGAGAGUAUCUAAUGCAGAGGAUAGUGAAUGUCAUCAGGAAGAUUCGGCAGACAAAUGGUCCACUUACUCCUAGAGUUGCAAAGAUCUUUGAAAACACAAAGAAAUUAGCUGCAAAUUAUAAUGUUAGGUGGAGUGGUGGGACAAAGUAUCAAGUCAGUGGUAAGGUCACAGUGGAUGGUGCUGCAACACAUAAACAGUAUGUUGUGGAUGUUGUGGAUAGGGUUUGCACUUGUAGAGAAUGGGAAGUUUCAGGAAUCCCUUGUAGGCAUGCUGUGGCUGUCAAUUGGGACAUGGCAAUGAAUGGCCAAGAGGUUGGACCCCCAGAAUCAUGGGUUAAUGAAUGUUAUUAUCUUGAAACAUGGAAGAGGGUUUACAGUCAUACCAUUGGUCCCAUUAAUGGUAGAGAAUUAUGGCCAAAAUCACAGGUUCCAACCAACCUAACCCCACCUCUGCACCACACACCUAUCGGCAGACCUAAGAAGAAAAGAAGGAAGGAUGCUGUGGAGUUGCAGGAUGAAGUUGAAAGGGCUUCACAAGCAAGAAACAAGAGAAACAGGGCUGCUGAAGCUGAUAACGAGCAGGCUGUGGUUGGUGGCAAAUUCACAAGAAAAUGGAAGUCCGUGAAGUGCCAGAAGUGUGGUGAAAAGGGCCACAACCAAAGAACUUGUGGAAGGACCAAAACAGUUGCCGGGCCGAAGAAAGGGAAGAAAGGUAAGAAGAAGAAAGAUGGUAAUCAACCUACUGAGGCUGGUGAGGGAGCUCCAACUGUUUAAGGGUUAUGGUUCUUCGGGUUGUCGGGUUAUGGUUUUUGGGUUGUCUUAAGGGUUAUGGUUCUUUUGGGUUGUCUUAAAACAGUUAUGCAGUCUUUUGUGUCUCUUUAACCUGUUAAAACACUAUGACAAUUAUCAUGUAUGGUUGGAUGUUUAAUGUUCAGUCGUUUAAAGUUUA